Messenger RNA from Pararge aegeria (speckled wood butterfly), 4078 nucleotides. RefSeq lists its product as uncharacterized. The transcript has 15 exons. NCBI's taxonomy places the organism in Eukaryota, Metazoa, Arthropoda, Insecta, Lepidoptera, Nymphalidae. Bases 342 to 2435 code for a protein of 697 amino acids. The record is from RefSeq and is a predicted model, not a curated record.
UAUUGGUGAUAAAUAUAUAUAUAUUACAGAAAGUAUAGUUUUGAAAGUGUACAUAUGGCGGUUGACGUAUUUUUUUGUGAAUAGCUUUAACAAUGUGUGUCUGCCGAUUUGAAUAUUUAUUUUAGACCUCACGUCGGUCGAUAAACUGCGAUCGCUAUACCUAACACGUACAGGUAUCAGAAUAAAUGAGAAUACCCAAACAACGAGGAUCAACAUUCAAGAAUGAGCAAUAAGUAGCUUCUAUGUCUGAUGACUUAAUGAAGAAUGAAGCUUUGCAGUACGUAAGUUGACGUCAAAAUGCAGAUGUGUCAGUAAGGAAUGAGGAGUACGACGAUCACAAAAUGGAUCCACAGGAACUAGUGCCGUUAGAGACCGGCCUCCCUCGGCCACGCCCUGCCCGACAGUUCAGCCAGCUAGCGUCCCGGUCGUGCUAUAAGGUCCCGAUCAGACUGUGCCGGCUUCUACUUCUGAUGAUCGUACUACCCAGCUUGUUUAUAUUCGUACCGCUUUAUAUGAGGUACCGCAUGUUCCCGAGCCAAAUGUACCCCAUGAGCAUGACAGACAUGCGGCUGAUCGACAGUAAGAUAUCCCCCACGUGGUGCCAGACGCAAGUGGUGAAAUCCAACGCAACGUUCAACGCGUUCGUGGUGCCGGGCCCCCCAGAGCUGAUGGAGGAGCUAGUGCCGGUCUCCAUGACACGGGAGUUGGAACUAGAAGAUGACAUGAAGGAAUACUGGGGGUUCUACCUGCUACAAGGCUCUACUGUCACCGUAUCAGCGUGUGUCAGCUGGCCAGGCGCGUCCCUCAUCAUGAUCAAAGGGUACAAGCACUUGCAGGAGUGCGCGUACAUCGGGGACGACUCCUCCGAGGAACUGGAUGAGCUCAUGGAGAACUACAAGCUCGGGCUCAUGAGUAACACCACCUUACUGGACAAGAUCAACAAACUGAACAAAGAAGAUGGAAAAGCCAAUGACCCCGGAACUAUGAAAAGGCAUAAACCAGGGGUAUCCUUCCACGACCCUAAUCAAACCGCAAAUGUAACGUCCUCAGACAAUGUGCCCACCAAUGACGUCACGGAUCAUGACCCAAAGGAACUUCGCCAAAUCCUCGAAAGAUUGCACGCAUUGCGACAAGCGGCGAAGACUGAAUCAGCAAAGUUCUAUCACCCGCCACCCCACCUGAUGUCGCUGCCAGCUCUGCACAGGCACAGAGACGCGAACGUCGACAGAGAUGAACGAAGAUGGCUGACGUUCAAAGAUAUAGACACAAGUAUCAGCGAGCAAAUUAAGAGUAAUUCAAGUAAAACGAAGAUGGAAAGUGCAGAUAUAAAAUCCGUUAUCCAAACUGCAAGUAAUACCACAAAGAAUACGACAAAUACGAAUUUACAAAAGGAAAUUGAUCUUAGUGAAGAAGAUAAUCUUAUCAAUUCUAAAUCCAAACAUUCGAUGAAUGAUAAGAGAACAAUGGAAAAUGGAAUUAAGAAUAAUGCUAAUACAAAACUUAAUACGACGGAUAAAGAUCCGAAUAGUAAAGAAGAAGCAAACUCAAAAGAAGUUUUCGAUGAAGUGCUGAAACAAUUGCAAGGUUUGGGGGAUAGAGGAAAACGAGUUCUGGCGCGCCUGCACAAGACGAUGGGAGUGGCCUACCAAGAUCAGGCUUCAGAUACAGUCACGCGUAGCGAUGAAGAUUUGGAUCACCUUCGCAAUGUGUUAGUGGAAGCUAUUGAUGAAGAAAAAACCAGAAAACAGAGACAGCAAAGACGUCGUCAGGCAAUGGAAGAUGCAAGACACAAACGGGAGCUACUGCUGGGGCAAAUUGAGCUCCAGAAACAAUUUAAUGAGGACGAUGAAGCGAGGGACUUCGCGGCUGAAGAGGGUCUCGAACCAGAUGGCUUCGCGGAGCACCACAAUCAAAUCAACGAAACAACUGCCUUUGACAUGUCCAACUCAGAGUUUUGGUCGUCUUUCUCAAGCAGUGAAGAAGCAUUACUCGAGUGCGCUGGUCUCAUACUGAAUCUACCACUGACGCCUCACUCCUCAUGCCGCCCUGGUGUUUCUGAAUCUCAGAGCCAUACGGCGGCCAGGGCGAACGCUUUAACAUAUAGAGUGCCAGCUAACGGUUACUACUUCUUCGUGUUCAACUCCGAAAACGAAGUGCAGAGAAACUUCAUCCGGGCUCGCUUCGACCUGCAGAAGACGAGAUACGACGUCGCCCGCACCACGUUGAGGGAGUGCAGGAAUAGCACUGAACGCUGUGAUCUGCCGCUGGAUAUCUUUUCUAGCCAGAAGGUGGUCUUAGAGCUGCCUCUACGAAACAACGACUCACUUUGGAACGAGCAGUUCGUGAUUAUAUCAGAAUGUGAACCUCGGACGUCAGUGUACAUGGCCUGUGUGAUUGCUGUGCCGAUUUUGAUACUCCUGUUUGCAUUUCAAUAGCACCGAAAAAUUAAAUGGUCUAUCCAUUAUAUACAAAAUAACCCAAGACUUUUAAAUCAUAAGAUGUCAUGUGAUGGUAUAUUUCCAAAGAGGGUUGACGUCGUUAAAACAAAACCAUAAAUCAAUCUUCAGUAGUUUGAAGAAGAAGUGCUGCAAACUCCAGAAUGACGUGGGAUAAGGGAAGAAGUUUACAUGAUAUUUUAAUUUAAAACAAACUUAGUCUAUUUAAAAAAAACAAAAUAUUAUACGUAACUAUGUAUGUAAUUAAUAGGUGCCCGAAUCACAUGUCAGGAACAUUCACUAAAGUGGAUAUAUUGGGUAUAUGAACACUACGUUAUCCGUUCACUGUGCGUUCACCAGCCUCCACAACGUAGUGUUUGUAUUCUCUUUGACUGUGUCCACACGCACACAUUCAUAGUAUAAACAUUUAAUAGAUUUAAGUUGUUUCCACCGUUCCAAGAAUUGUUAAAAUGUAUCUUACAAAAUAGAUACUGGAGCUUAUUCGAAUAUAUUAAUUACUUACCUAAAAACCUCAGGGUCCAACUUUGCCUACAACGAUUUUAUCAACGAAUUUAUUAUUUAGGUGUACUAAGUCGAUUUUUGCUUACCUUAUAAUAUAAAAUAAUGUAAAUAACCUUAUACAUAGGUACGUACUUUACGCUAAGAAGUAAUGAAAUUAUAAAAAUACUUCUAUUAUUAUUAUAUAAUGUAUUCCUUUACGACAGGGAAUAUUGUGAAAAGGAUGGUAGUACUAUUAGACCUUAAUUUUAUUUUAGUUUUGAGAUUUGUAUACGCCCGAGACAUAAUCAAUAUUAUAAUAUUUUAAGGGCACAUAACAAAGAUAUUAAGGCGUGUACAUAAUUAUAUUAAAUCCAUAUAGAUUGAAGGGUGUCAUUUCUAGAAUGGUCAGUGUCGCAAAAACUAAAAAAAAUAAAGAGAUCUCCGAUUUAAAUUAAUGUGAAAACGAUAUUAUAGUAUACGAAAUAAGCGAGCAAUAUAUUUCACAAGAAAGCAAAAAUAGUUUCAAUCAAAGCUUAGAAAUUGUGUAAACUUUAGUAUAAACGUAAUGUGAUACAUAGUUAAAAAUAUUUCUCCUAAUUAUCAUUUCGGAGACUAAUAUUCUUAACAACUGGUAUUAAAUAAAUAAAUCAACCGUUAACUAAUAGUCAUCACCUAAGAGUUGGCGGAGCAUUUUUUUUCUUUAGAUAUCGCCUAAAUCGUUAGGAAUUCGAUUUAAGCGAUGCCUUGGUUUAGUGAAAACGGGCAUAGGCCUAUUAAAGUCCCACUGCUGGGCAGAGGCUCCCUAAAAUGCGGGAUGGCGCGCUCCAUGAUAGGGAUAGAUCUAUGAGAUGUUAUUAUUAUAAUUUCAAAAUUCAUUUCAAGUCCUGAGAGUGCCAUCAGGAUUGCACUAGCCUCGAUAGAGUUAAAAUUUUCACAAAAUGUUUGUUUCUAUUGACGCUAUAAUUUCAAGAAGUAGAAGAGCUUUUUGUGACUGAGUUCGUCCGGGUAAGUACUACCACCGUGCUUAUUUCUGCCGCUAAGUAGCUUUAUUGCAGUGCUGUGUUUCGGUCAGUAGGGCGUGAUUACCGGUUUAAUUAUAAAGUAUAAAAAAUGUGUAAUAAAACAGGCACCUACGCCUCAGG